AUGGCUGCAAAUAAGGAUAUUAGGAGAAGUUCAAUAAACAUAAUUUUCCGGUAUGCCGCUGACCGGGUAGAUAUUUUGCUGAUGAUCAUGGGCACGAUUGGUGCUAUUGGAGACGGAACAGUCUCAAACUGGUUACUCGUGUACAUGAGCCGGAUUUUCAACAGUUUGGGUCAGGCCAACAGGUCUCGCCACUUUAUGGACGAAGUGGAAAAGUGCAGUUUGUACUAUGUGUACCUGGGACUAGCAGUCAUGGCGCUAGCGUUUAUGGAGGGAUACUGCUGGAACAAAACCAGCGAACGACAGGUCCUAAGGAUACGUUACAAGUACUUGGAAGCACUUCUCAGACAAGACGUCGGUUUUUUCGACUCCCAUGAAGCAAAAACCUCUGACAUCAUAAACACCAUCUCCAGAGACACUUCCCUCAUACAACAAGUCCUCAGUGAGAAGGUGCCGAUUUUCUUGGUGAACAUAUCCAUUUUCAUAUCCGGAGUCGCUUUCUCGUUCUAUUUCUCAUGGAGGCUGUCGCUCGUGGCCUUACCGACUAUCAUCCUCUUAAUCGUACCUGGUUUGAUAUACGGAAAGUACCUCGGCAGUCUCUCGAGAAAGAGCUUCAGCGAGUACAGCAAAGCAAACACGAUUCUCAUGCAAGCCCUCAGCUCCAUCAAGACUGUCUACUCGUUUACUGCUGAAAAGAGCAUUGUCGACAAGUACUCGUCCAUACUGGGCCGAGCCGAAAAGCUCGGGAUCAAAGAGGGAAUCGCAAAAGGUCUCGCCAUUGGAAGCACCGGAAUUACUUUCGCGAUAUGGGCUCUGUUCGCUUGGUACGGGAGCCACCUCAUCAUGCACAAUGGAGAAAGUGGCGGGAGGAUUUACGCCUCUGGGAUUUCCUUCGUAUUGGGUGGACUGGCUUUAGGAGUGGCUCUACCAGAACUGAAGCACUUUGCCGAGGCAUCACUCGCAGCAUCGAGAAUACUCGACACGAUUGGCCGGGCCCCACUAAUCGACGCGGAGGACCCAAACGGGACCGUAUUAGCCAAUUUAAGAGGAGAGAUCGAAUUCGAGCACGUCAAGUUCGCAUACCCCUCGCGCCCGGACGCGCUCGUGCUCGAAGACUUGAGCCUUACGAUCCGAGCGGGACAGAAAGUGGCUCUCGCCGGAGCAAGCGGGAGCGGGAAGUCGACAGCUAUUGCGCUCGUGCAGCGGUUUUACGACCCGAUUGGUGGGGCCGUGCGGAUCGAUGGGAGUGACAUACGCGGGUUGAGGCUUAAAUGGCUGAGGGAGCAAAUGGGCCUGGUGAGCCAGGAGCAUGCUUUGUUCGGGACGUCGGUUAAGGAGAAUAUAUUGUUCGGGAAGCCCGAUGCAUCCAUGGAUGAUGUGAUUGUGGCGGCAACGAUGGCGAAUGCUCACGCGUUCAUAAUGCAGCUUCCACACGGGUAUGAAACUAAGAUUGGGGAAAGAGGCGCACUUUUAUCAGGAGGACAAAAGCAGCGGAUCGCCAUCGCCAGAGCCAUCAUAAGGAAUCCUGUCAUUCUCCUCCUUGACGAGGCAACAAGCGCACUCGACUCGGAGUCAGAAACACUCGUUCAACUUGCUCUGGAUCAAGCCUCCACCGGCCGAACAACACUGUUAGUCGCCCACAAGCUGUCAACCAUCAGAAAUGCUGACAGGAUCGCCGUCGUGAGCAACGGCCGCAUCGUCGAGGCCGGGACCCAUGCCAACCUCUCCGCCUCGGCAAGCAGCCACUACACUCGACUCACAAAGCUCCAGAAGCAGUCGAGCAUCAACACCCGAGACCCAGACCAGGCCCACAAACCACCCCUCCUGCCCUCACCAAUUCCCACCUCCCCUAAAGAUCUCCCAAAGACACCCGACAUAAAGCCUCAACAUCCGUCCUUCCUUCGCCUCGUCUCCCUUAACUCCCCAGAAUGGAAACAAGCUGUCAUGGGCAGCCUCUCAGCCGCUGCCUCGGGCACCGUGCAUCCUCUCUAUGCCCUCACAGCUGGCAGCAUGGUCUCCACCUUUUACAUAAUCGAUCAAAACGAGAUGCGAGCAUGCAUCAAGAAAUACGCUCUCGCCUUCAUCUUGCUCUUCCUUGCGUCCGUUGCUCUAAACCUCUUCCAGCACUAUAAUUUUGCACGCGUGGGCGAGGGCCUCACAAGGAGGGUCCGGCUCCGUACGCUCGAGAAGAUGCUCACGUUCGAGGCUGCCUGGUUCGACCGGGACGAGAACUCGAGCGGGACCCUCUGCUCCCAGCUGGGCCGCCAGGCAUCUGCAGUCAAGUCACUCGUGGCCGACCGAGCAUCCCUGCUGAUUCAGACAACAUCGUCCGUCGCCACUGCAGCCGUAAUAGGAUUAAUCAUGGCCUGGAAGCUUGCGCUCGUCAUGAUAGCUGUGCAGCCGCUCGCAGUCUUAUGCUUCUACACGCGGAGAGUGAUGUUGUCGAGCAUGACGGGUGAAUUCGUCCGGUCGCAAAACUCGAGCACGCAGGUGGCGGCGGAGGCCGUGAGCAACCAUAGGGUCGUCACGUCGUUCGGUGGUGUCCGGGAAGUUCUCGGGGUUUUUGAUCGGGCUCAGGAUGAGCUGCGGAGGGGGGCCGGGAAGAAAUCGUGGCUGGCGGGGGCCGGAAUGGGGUCGGCCCAGGGCCUGACUUUCAUGUGCUGGGCCCUCGACUUCUGGUAUGCGGGCACGUUGGUGAGCAGAGGGGAGAUAUCUUCUGGGGACGUGUUCAAGACGUUUUUCGUGCUCGUGAGCACGGGGAAAGUGGUGGCUGACGCUGGGAGCAUGACGUCUGACCUGGCAAAGGGGUCAGCAGCUCUCGCGUCCGUGUUCGCCAUCUUGGACCGCCAGUCGCUGAUUGGAGGACCCGACAAUGUUGCAAUGAAGUUUGAAAAGAUGAGGGGUGAAAUCGAGAUGAAAAACGUCGACUUUGCAUAUCCAGGGAGGCCGGGGAUUUUAAUCUUGCGCGAUUUUAGCCUGGAUUUGAAGGCGGGGACGAGCACAGGGCUUGUCGGGAAGAGCGGGUGCGGGAAAUCGACUGUUAUAUCCCUGAUUCAAAGAUUUUACGACGUGGAUCGUGGCUCGAUCAAGGUUGAUGGUGUGGACAUUAGGUCACUGGACAUUGUGUGGUAUAGAAAACACAUGGCCAUCGUGAGCCAAGAGCCUGUCAUAUACUCGGGCAGCAUUCGCGAGAACAUAAUGCUAGGGAGACUCGAUGCAUCCGAAAAUGAAGUGGUUGAGGCGGCCAAGGCAGCCAACGCACACGAAUUUAUCAGUGCCUUAACGAAUGGAUACAACACGGAAUGCGGGGAGAGGGGAGUGCAGCUAUCGGGAGGGCAAAAACAGAGGAUAGCAAUAGCAAGAGCCAUCAUUCGUGACCCGACUAUACUGUUGCUGGAUGAGGCCACGAGUGCCCUCGACAUGCAGUCGGAGCAGGCCGUGCAAAAGGCGCUUGACCGUGUGAUGGCUAUGCGGACAACUGUUGUAGUGGCCCACCGGCUGAACACAAUCAGGAAUGUGGACUUGGUGGCUGUGGUAGCGGAAGGGAAGGUGGUCGAGAGAGGGACGUAUGAAGUGCUCAAGAGCAGCAAAGGUGCCUUCUUCAAUCUUGCUAGCUUUCAAGCUGGAUGUUAG
Messenger RNA from Striga hermonthica, 3630 nucleotides. Lineage: Eukaryota; Viridiplantae; Streptophyta; Magnoliopsida; Lamiales; Orobanchaceae. The record is from the annotation of a GenBank genome assembly.